UGUAUAAAAAUGCACACCGUUUUAAAACGGCACGCAAUCUGUUGGGAAUAUUAGAAAAGUUAGCAGUCAAUUGGAGAACAUAUUUUCAAAAUUAAAAAAAAAAAAUGAAUUUUUCCCUAUUUCAAAUUCUGGUGGUGUUGUUUUUGAUAAUUGAAAAGAUUUCAUCGAUACCCCCCACACCGCCGGUGGAUGAGGAGGAACACACGAAUGGCCGUUUGCAACAUUACAUCAUGCGUUUCGACAUCAUUGCGAAAAGUUUCAAAGAGGAAUAUUUACCGGAGUUGGGAAAUUUGAAAUCCCUCUUUGAAGCCACCCUGGCCAAGGAUUCCAUGAAGGAUAAACUUCUGCUGCUCGAUACCUACAACGAUAAUUUGAGUAACGAUUUUGCGGAUUAUUUGCAAACAGAAUUGGACAAACAAUAUAUCACCGAGGACAUACUCAUCCACCGUUGGUAUGUCCAGGAGAUCCUGCCCCAGCUGAAUGACCAUCUGGCCAAGGAGGCUCAAAUUUUUUUGGAUAAAAUUCAGGAGGCCCACAAAAUUCCUGGGCUCGAUGAAAAAUUCGAACUGUACACCAAGGCGGCGGAGAGUAUUUCGGAGGAUUUAUGGGACUAUUUGAAUGAAAAUCCUGAACCACCACCGGUGUUGAAUGCCCAUUUGAAAUUCUUCCAGGAAUACAUUGGCUAUUUAUUGCAACAAUGUGUGGUGGCCACAUUCGAAAAUGAAUUGCGCAGCCUUUUGAAGGAGGUAGAGGCGGCCCUGGCCGGCAGCGAUAAUGCCGAGAAGUUAAGGGUUGUGGAUUUUUUCGAUGAAGUGUCGACGAAAUUCGGAAGUUUUCUCAAUGAAAAAGUUAUUGAAUUUGAAAUUUAUAAAUUUGGAGAGUGAAUAAAUUUUGAGUGGAUAAUUCGAACAAUAAACGUGGAUUUUUUAAAGAA
Molecule: messenger RNA, 934 nt
Organism: Musca domestica (house fly)
Lineage: Eukaryota; Metazoa; Arthropoda; Insecta; Diptera; Muscidae
Exons: 2
Coding region: 105-884 (259 amino acids)
Source: RefSeq, a predicted model, not a curated record